This is a messenger RNA of Corylus avellana, 1884 nucleotides long. It is a transcript of the gene MLO3, whose product is annotated as Seven transmembrane MLO family protein. Gene Ontology annotation, cellular component: membrane. Lineage: Eukaryota; Viridiplantae; Streptophyta; Magnoliopsida; Fagales; Betulaceae. The record is from RefSeq and is a predicted model, not a curated record. Gene Ontology annotation, biological process: defense response.
GUAGCCAAUUAAAGUCAAAGGCUCAAACAGCAUUGAAGAGUUAAACGCUUCUUUUCAACUCUUUCUUUCUUCUUUUUCUUCUUCUUCAUUUGUUGUUGGGUUAAUUUAUUCACAACCCACAUUCCCCUUUCCUCCCGAUGCUGAUCCAGCUGAUCACGAAGAAAUUGCUCUAGAAAAUGGCUGCUGAGGGAGGAGGAAGCACUUUUGCUCACUCUCUCCAAGACACACCGGUCUGGGCUCUCGCCACCGUUUGCUUUUUCUUCAUCUUUGUCUCUCUCUUGCUGGAGCACUUGAUCCAUCUCCUUUCCAACUGGCUCAAAAGACACCGAAAAACUGCCUUGUUUGAGGCAGUGGAGAGGCUUAAAUCAGUAUUGAUACUGUUGGGGUUCAUCUCGCUGAUGUUAGCAGUAACUCAAAGACCCAUUUCCAAAAUCUGCAUAUCCACAAAAGUUGCAUACACUAUGCUUCCUUGCCACAAAAGUGCAGCAACGUUAACAUCUGAAAGAAGAUUGGCAGCAGCUGAGACAACUAACGCUUCUGAUCAUUGUGCUUCCCAGGGAAAGACCUCUUUUAUAUCACAAGAUGGGAUCCUGCAGCUCAACAACUUUAUAUUUGUGUUAGCUGUUAUGCAGAUUAUUUAUAGUGUUCUCACCAUGGCUUUAGGAACGGCCAAGAUGAGAAGGUGGGAAGCUUGGGAAAAAGAAACUCAGACAGUUGAAUACCAAGUGGCAAAUGAUCCUAAUCGAUUUAGAUAUACAAGACAAACAACAUUCGGGCGUCGGCAUAUGAAUUCUUUUACAACAACAACUCUUCAUCUUUGGAUCAAAUGCUUCUUCCGUCAAUUCUUUCGGUCAGUGGCCAAGGUUGACUACCUCACUCUACGCCACGGUUUUAUCUCGGCCCAUUUGUCAACAAAUACCUCUUUCAAUUUCCAGAAGUACAUACAACGAUCACUGGAGGAUGAUUUCAAAGCUGUUGUCGGCAUCAGCCCUCUCAUGUGGUUUCUCGUCGUCAUUUUCUUGCUUGUCGAUGUGCAUGGUUGGCACGUGUACUUUUGGGUAUCAUUUCUCCCGCUAAUGAUAGUUCUAGCUCUUGGAACCAAAUUGGAAGUGAUAGUAGCAACAAUGGCCCUUCAAGUUCAAGAUCAGAAUAGUACUGUAAUCAAAGGAGCACCUGUGGUGCAACCCAAUGAUGAUCUCUUCUGGUUCAAUCACCCCAAAUUUGUCUUGACCUUAUUACAUUAUACUUUGUUCAUGAAUGCUUUUGAGCUCUCUUUCUUUGUUUGGGUCACGUGGCAAUAUGGGAUAAAGUCUUGCUACCAUCAAAGUGUUGGAUUUAUCAUUAUCCGGGUGGUAUUAGCGGUGACAGUUCAAGUCUUAUGCAGUUACAUUACUCUUCCCCUCUAUGCUCUUGUGACCCAGAUGGGAUCACAAUUCAAAAGCGCAGCACUAGAAGAGCAAACGGUGCAUGUUGUAAAGCAAUGGUAUGCUGAAACGAGGGACAAGAGGAAAAAGAAGCAAGACCAAUCGUCUACUGUCUCAAGCAGUAACAGGACCAUGGGCUCGUCGGAUUUUUCUUCUCAUCACCGGAUACUAACAUUUUCUCAAGAGAUGACUCAUCCUUCCAGCGAAAUCGGAAAUGUCGAAGAAGGUGAUCAAGAAAUUCACCAAGAUGAACUUGAGUUGGGCAUGGUUUCAUCUAAUAUUGCACACAUAGAACUCUCAGAAGUCACUAAAAUUUGAAGAUAGUUUUGGAGAAGGAAGCCAGCUUGAUCAAGAGGAUUGGAGCUGGCUGCUCAUUCAAUAUUCUUGUAUACUUAUAAUUUCAAAGUUUUUAUCUUAUGUACAUAUUUUCUGUUAAUCUUUCAAAUUAUAAAAACCAAAA